Xyrichtys novacula (pearly razorfish) is the source of this 3754-nucleotide messenger RNA. Lineage: Eukaryota; Metazoa; Chordata; Actinopteri; Labriformes; Labridae. The record is from the annotation of a GenBank genome assembly.
AGUCUUCCUCACUCCAUGUUUACGGAAGACAGGUCAAGAAUUAUCCAUGGAUUCAAUGUACUCGACACACACGCCGUUAUAUUUAAAAAUUUGACGUUUAUAACUUGAGUUUAUUUAAUUUUUAGUCCCUUAUUGUGACUUGGUCCAGUUUUCAAAAUGUGGGACCAUGAAAUCAGAGCUAUGGCGUCCACUCACUGUAUCCUCGCCGCCUCGGUGUUCAUGGCGACCGUCCUACCUGCGGUGCUCGUGCCGGGCUUCUCGGUGUACGGGACUCACCUGCUGUGGAUCUACUGCGUGUCCGGGACGGUUGUAGCGGUCAGUGUCGCCGUCUUCUGGCUGCUCGGCAUCACACCGCCCACCAAGAAGCACACAGUGGGAUACAAGGUAUAAAUAAAUCAGAGAAAGUGAUUAAAACUGUGGAAAUAUUACUGUAGUGUUUCAAAUACAGGCGCAGAAAGAUUUGGGGCUGGUGUAUACUUAAGUGCAAGAAGCAUUUUAAUGCUGCAGCUGGUCUAGUUUUUAGUAGUUAUGACCUUUUGUGACCUUCUCAGAAUCUAGUUUAAAACUCUUGUCAUUUAAUGUCAAGUAUUGUAUCAUCAACCUCCAGCAUGUCUCAGAGAUGUGCUGAAACCAUGAAACUCUAGCAAUUGAGCGACAGAGAAUAGGGGAGAGUGGGGUAAGAUGAGCCAUUUUUCAUAUUUUGGAUCACUACAUUAAGGCAAUCAUAGUUUUGUCUCUAACUAGUGUAUCUGCAUGUAUUUCAAGAUGUUGUUCAUCCCUGCAAACCAACAGAAUGAGUGUAAACAUAACUGUCUUGAUAAUAUAGCAUGCCAAAAUAAAUGGUCUCCUAUGGUCAACUUACCCCGUGUAUGGGGUAAGUUGACAUAGGAGCGGGGGUAAGUUGAGCCGUAUCCCUACUAACCCCCACACUCUCCACCCCAGCCCUCCCUCACCUUCUCUCUCCCUAAAUAACAGUCACUUCUGCACAUUCAUGUGUAUUUUUAUCUAUCAUACACUAUUCAACAGGUACAAUAAUUCUUUUUAUUAUUAUUAUUGCAUAUAACUGCUAAAAAGCUGUUUUGUAAAAAGCCAUUUUAACAUGAGAAUGCCUUUAAGUGAUUCAGAACAUUCACAGCUGAAUUUUUGAGAAGAAAAAGUAAAACAUUUCAAUAAUCUGAACUAAAACUCUGAUCCUCUCAUCAGACUCCUUCACCCCAGAACUACUAUUAUGACUUUAUUAGUCCUGAACACAAUUCUAAUAAAAUUAGGACAGAGUAAAUUCAUUUUAAAGAGUGAAAAAUGUUUUUUUAUGAAAUUAAUGUCUAACACCUUCACCCAUGUCCUUCUAACCUUCACAGCCUCCAUGAAUUGAUGCCCACCUCCUAAAUAUUUGGUCACAUGAUCAAUUUCUUUGACCAUUUCCAAGCAACAGGGGGUGGCUCAACUUACCCCACUCUCCCCUAAUGUGAGACCAUAACAUAAUACAGUGGCUACCAUGGCCCAAUAAUGCAUUAAAUGUGUUAACUUAGGUGUAGACUAUCCAUCUUUAAGGAAUAUGGUCUGGAACUGAACCAUCAUUAUAUUAGAUUAGAUCAGAUUGGAUAGAACUUUAUUGAACUUUUGGAAAUGUUUCCUCGUUUAGUUUUUAAGAGUAUGAACAAACGUGUCCAGAAAAAUACGACUAUUACCCUACUCUCCCCUACUAGUAGUCUUUUAGAAAUCUCUUUUUUGCCUCUAAAUCUUAUCUUGUGAAGCACUUGUGACCUUGCUCUUGAAAAGUCGUAUAAAAGUAAAGUUACUUACAAUUGAGCGACAGAGAAUACUCACAAUGCAGUAUCAAGAGUGAAAGGUUUUACUGCAUUUGCAGAGUUGGGCAUAAUAUUUACAUUCAGUGAAGUAAUCUGAAUUGAUUUGAUUCAGUGUUUUGACAUAUGAUUAGCGAAUUCAGUUUGAGUGCCUUUUAAAGAAACUGAAAUGCCGAAAUAACGCUUUAAUUGCACAGCAGCUGCAAAUGUGAUCCAAUAAGGUGUAAUUUGUUGUGACCUUUGGUUUAAUUCAGCCAGCUACUUUUGCAAAACGAAUCUUUGUCAGUUCAAUUAGAUGUUAAAAUGCUCAUUUAAAAUUCAGAUUAUGUUGAAUUUGAAUCAAAAACAGAGACAAUUUAAACUUUCAGCCCUAAAAGCUAAUUUUUCUACUCUAAUUUGUUGUUGUUGGUUUAACUUCUGUGUCUCUCUGCAGCUGUCCAGGUUGUUUCGUUCCUGCCUGUACUUCCUUCUGUCGUGCAUAUUCUUCCACACUGUGGUGGUUCUCUAUGGAGCUCCACUAAUCGAGUGAGUAGAUGCUGACAUUGAUGUUCUAGAGGAGAAUACAGUAACCUCCUACUCACAAAGGUAAAAAAUGCACAUUUACGAUACUCUACUCUGAGCCUCUGGUGUCUCUUUUGUGUUUCAGUUCAGCCUUGGAGACAUUCUCCUUUGCUGUGUUGCUGACCUCUCUGACCACUCUGAGGUGUCUCUGCGUCCUCGGCCCUAACGUCCAAGCCUGGAUACGAGUAUUCAGCCGGCAUGGGUAAUCCUCGCUUUCCUUCUUUUUAAUCUUCUUGUUGUGUCUCAUUUCAUCUUGAACAUACGUUAUAACUAUCCUUAUUUUGGUACAUCUUCCUCUCCAGAGCCAUGUCUGUGUGGGACACCUGUCUACAGAUCACUGUGGCCUGCACACUGGUAGGAGCAUGGAUCGGAGCGUUUCCGUUACCUCUGGACUGGGACAGGCCCUGGCAGGUCGGCACACAUUGAAAACCCCCCUCACAAUGUGUCGUAGAAUGAUUUUUGCACCAUGUUUUGAUUAUCAGCCUUAAUCCUGAACUUAAUUUUGCCCUCUCAGCUUUAAAACGCCAUAUUCAAUCAGAUUAAUUCAUUAAAAUAUCAGAUUAGCUUUAGAACAAGAACUAAUCUGCUCCAACAAGUAGUUUUUGCUUGAUUUAAAAAUUUUCUUGAUGAUGAAUUCAUGUAAAGUUGCACCUCUUUUGGCCUCAAAGACAACACGUCAAACAUAUCGAGUUUCUGCACAACAUUUAACAAUAAUAGAGGCAUUCCUCUGCAAUAUUUUACCAUCAUCAUCUGGCUUUCCCUUCCCUGGCACACAGUUUUUUCCUCCUCUGUUUCUUUAAUAAGGAGAAACAAGUUGUUUCCAUUCAUCAUUAUAAAGAAUUAUGCCCAUCCUCUACAAGUAUGAAAUCAUUACUCAGUAUAUUAACCGCUUUUUGCAGACAAAAAAAGAUAAAACAAUAGUUACUCUGUGAAAAUCCGAAGUGGAGACAUGAAGACUCACAUGGGAUUGGUCUGUCUUGUCGUGAUCUGUCUGCGUGAUGUUAAGGUCAGCCUCACCUGUCUGUCCUCUCGUAGGUUUGGCCCGUCUCCUGCAGUCUGGGUGCAAUGAUUGGUUUCCUGACCGGGCUUGUCGCAGCUCCUGCGUGGAUCCACUAUCACCGCAAACAGCUCACAUACAAGUGCAAGUGACAGAGAGGUGUACGGUGUGUUUGUGUGAAUGUGACCAUGAGGAUGUGUCCCGUAGCCCUGCAGUUUUUUCCUUUGACAUGUUCUGAUUAUUUAUUGGGAACUCUCACUUUGUUUGCUACCUUUAGGAAAGAAGAUUUUUUAAACAAGACUUACAUAUGAGCAAUAUUAUUUUUUACACAAGAAGGCUGAAUAUGUUCCUGAAGACUUUUGACAUGAAUAAAUCAAAACUUCUCAUUUUA